CGCGGCGUGGCUCCCCCGCUAUGGCCACGUCCCCGUGCAGCAGCAGCGGCGUCUCCUCGUCGUCCUCGUCGGGGCUGGGCGCGGAUGCGGGGCUGGAGAUCCGCACGCGCUCCGUGGAGCAGACGCUGGUGCCGCUGGUGUCGCAGAUAACUACUCUUAUUAAUCAUAAGGAUAAACCAAAGCGUUCAGACAAGACUCUGCAAGCAAUUCAACGAGUGGGCCAAGCAGUUAACCUGGCAGUUGGGAGAUUUGUUACAGUCGGUGAAGCUAUAGCCAAUGAAAAUCAUGAAUUGAAAGAGGAAAUGAGUAUUGCUUGCAUCGAGGCAAGGAGAGCAGGUGAAACAAUCGCACAGCUUACGGAUGUGGCAAGCCUGGAUCACCCAGAAUCUGAUAGUCACAUAACAAUCUUUACAGACAAAACGGGUGUGGUAAAAGCUGCAAGGCUGUUGCUGUCUUCUGUCACAAAGGUGCUGGUGUUAGCAGACAGAAUUGUUAUUAAGCAAAUUAUAACUUCCAGAAACAAGGUUCUUGCAACAAUGGAACAACUAGAAAAAGUCAGUAGUUUCCAGGAGUUUGUACAAAUAUUCAGCCAGUUUGGAAAUGAAAUGGUAGAGUUUGCCCAUUUAACUGGAGAUCGGCAAAAUGAUUUGAAGGAUGAGAAGAAAAAGGCUAGAAUGGCAGCAUCUAGGGCUGUUCUUGAGAAGUGCACCAUGAUGCUUCUAACUGCUUCGAAGACUUGUCUGAGGCAUCCAGACUGUGAAUCUGCUCGUAUAAACAAAGAUGGAGUUUUUCAUCGAAUGAGAUUAGCUUUGGAACAGGUAAUAGAAAUUGUAACUGACUCAAGACCAAAUGGAGAAAGUGAAAUGGCCCCCAUCAGCAUAUAUUCUGGUAUCAAAGAGUUCAAGAAUAAGGUGGAGGGUCUUCGUGAGAAUCUUUAUUUUCUUUCAAAAGAGAACCUUUCCACAAUGCUGGAAGUUAUCCUGGAACAUACGGAGGACUUCACAGACUCUGCCUAUACCAGUCAUGAGCACAGAGAACAUAUUUUGGAGCUGUCUAAACAGGCUAAAAUGGAACUAGAGCAGCUGGUUUCAGUGUGGAUGCAAGCUCAAAACCAGAAGACAAAGGAUCUCAUGGAAGACUUGGAAGUAGCUAUUUUAAAAACAUGCCAGUGCAUGAAUGAACUUAAAAGAGAGGUUCACAGUGCAGCAACAUCUUUGGCAGCAGAUCUGCUAAAGUACCAUACGGAUCAUAUGGUUCUCAAAGCAUUAAAAAUAACAGGAGUAGAAGGAAAUCUUGAAGCUGUAGCAGAAUAUACCUGCAAGCUAUCAGAGCAGAAAGAACAACUUGUUGAGAUGUGUCGCUUACUGAGGCAUGUUUCUGGAACUGAGCCCCUUGAGAUUACAUGCAUACAUGCAGAAGAUACCUUCCAGGUCACUGGCCCACAGAUAAUUUCUGCUGCAGAAACACUGGCAUUACACCCAUCUAGCAAGAUUGCAAAAGAAAAUCUUGAGGUGUUCUGUGAGGCCUGGGAGUCUCAACUGAGUGACAUGUCUAUGCUGUUAAGAGAAAUCAAUGAUGUGUUUGAAGGAAGAAGAGGAGAGAAGCGUGUCUACCUGUCACUGCCCAGACCAGGGAAGCAUAAUGCAAAUCUGAAAGCAUUAAAGCCAGUCAAACUUGAUACUGAGGAACAGGCAAAAAUUGCAAAACUCGGACUAGAAUUGCAUUUGCUCACAUCUGAUGUGGAUUCUGAGACAGAGAAAUGGGAGGAUCAGGAGAAUGAGAUUGUGCAACAUGGACAAGGCAUGUCAAGUAUGGCCUACUCCAUGUAUUUAUUUACCAGAGGAGAAGGACUUCUGAAAACUACUCAAGAUUUAUUUCAUCAAGCAGAGAUUUUUGCUACAGAGGGCACAAAGCUUGCUUCAGCUCUUCAUGCCUUUUCUGAUCAGGUACGUGUUGAUGAUAAACCUUUGCUUCUGUUGGAGGCUGAGAAACUGAUCUCUAUGUGCAAACAGCUCCAAAUAACAGCUAAAGCUUCUGUUCAGGGUAAAAGUGCUACAUUUACAAAGGUUGAUGCGUGCAUUCUGAAAACAAGGAACGUGAUGACUCUGUUAUGCCAACUUCUUCCACUUUGCUGCAAAUUGCUGAGAAAGAAUAAAGCAGGAAAUGGCUGCCUUAAACCUGCUCCACCAUGGAGAGAAGACCGAAGACGGAUUGGUACAAAUGCACAUACACCAGAAAGGAGAGCUGAAACAUUUGGCAUCAAGUCUUUAGAAAAUCAUGUAACAAGCAUGACGUUUUUAGAGAGCAAGUAAUUAGAGCACUUAGAAAUGCAGGAACUCCCAUCUGAAAAUAACACUUGGUGAAUUUUCAAUAUUGCUUUCAUUUGUGGAAAGUCAAAUCAGGUUAAUUUGAAUUAAAACUGUUGACCGUUGUCACAUCUAAUAGAUGUCCCUUUACUUGACAAUUACAACACCAACUGGUCUAAUUGCUAUGUAUUUUUGUAAUGUGAAUGCCUUUCCUAUGCUCACUAUUGAUACUGGUUUUGUAAUUAAUGCUUAUGAAUGUCUUAAUGGAUGUUUCAACCCAAAGAUGCUGCUAAUAGACAUUUUACAUAAAGAACCUUAUGCUGCAUAUGCUAUAUGUAUAUAUAGCAUAUGCAGCAUUUUACAUAAAGAACCUUGUGCUGCAUAUGCUAUAUGUAACACUGCUGUUGAACUCUGUAUACUCAUCUCUGGCCUAUUUCAGUCUAUGUAUUUGGAUAAAGCAGAAUCAGGAAUGUAGUCUGAAGGGCUGUGGCUUAAAGCACUGAAAUCUUAUCUUAGUUGUGAGUUACACUUGCAAUGAAGUAGUUCUAGGAAAAAAUAAAAAAGCCAGAACUCUUUCAAUAGCUGCAUCACUGAAUUUUAAUCUUGUUGAAAUGAUUCAUGUUUGCAAAAGUGUAUUUCUAAGUGAUUAAUAGUCUUGCCUCAACCCCUUUUUCUUUUACCCUCUUUAUCUGUAGAUGGCAGUUGUUUCCUUUUUUAUUAAAACUUCCUGAGCAUAAUUUGUAUUUUAUGUAGAAUCACAAAAGUAUUAUGUAGACUUUAUGUUAUGCCAUUUAAAAUAUAAGAAAGUAGAUACUGAUUAUGGCAAACUUCUAUACAAAGGGCAUUAUUUGAUUUCAGGAUACCAUGAAAAUACAACUUGGUGUGAAAUACAUAUUUUCCAGUUUAUAUGCUCUUUGUACAUAGGCUUCUAUUGCAUUUUUAUUUCCAGUUCACAUUUGUCAAACUCCAUCUUGUAUUAGUUUACUUAAAUUAAGUGAUGGCUAAAUCAUGUAAUUUUUUUGUAUGUAUUACACUUGCACAGAGCAGAAACAAAGCUGCCUGUGGAACAUAAAUACUCUCCAACAUAUCCUGUGCUUAUUUAAAAACUUGUAGUGCUAGAGCUCAGAGAAAAAAGAGAAAGCAAAUCUUAAUAUACAAAAUAUUUGAACUGGUUUAUUCUUGUAUGAAUCAGGCAUUUAAGUUCCACUUCUAUAAACAGGCACUAGGCCUUUCAAUACCAUGAAUAUUACAGCAUACAAUAAAAGUAGCUUAUUUAGUAUCACAGAUGAUAACUCUAUCACUAAUUUCAUGAAGAAGAAUUAAGACGUUUCAACAAAACUUCCUCGUACUCCUUCUGUGUCAGAAGUCCUUGAGUUAUACUCUUGCUUUCUUCGAAUUUGGGUAGAACCACUGCAAUGUAUCCCUCAGUUGAUGGCUAAAAAGCAAUGCUGGAGUUAGCAGUGAAAUAAAAGUUGGAAAAUGCAAAGCAA
Molecule: messenger RNA, 3796 nt
Organism: Melopsittacus undulatus (budgerigar)
Lineage: Eukaryota; Metazoa; Chordata; Aves; Psittaciformes; Psittaculidae
Gene: CTNNAL1
Product: catenin alpha like 1
Exons: 19
Coding region: 21-2312 (763 amino acids)
Biological process (GO): Rho protein signal transduction; cell adhesion
Molecular function (GO): actin filament binding; cadherin binding
Source: RefSeq, a predicted model, not a curated record